Messenger RNA from Medicago truncatula (barrel medic), 5322 nucleotides. RefSeq lists its product as uncharacterized. Gene Ontology annotation, molecular function: DNA helicase activity. The coding region runs from base 1 to 5322 and encodes 1773 amino acids. Lineage: Eukaryota; Viridiplantae; Streptophyta; Magnoliopsida; Fabales; Fabaceae. The transcript has 9 exons. The record is from RefSeq and is a predicted model, not a curated record. Gene Ontology annotation, biological process: DNA repair; telomere maintenance.
AUGGAUGUGAACAAGAAGAAGGAAAAUGCUUCUAUUGCAAGGUUGAAAAGAAGAUAUGUCCUUAAAUCUAAGAGGUCAAAAAAACAAAAAAUCUAUACUCAAGGUCCAUCUAAUCCUUUAGGGGAUAUCACUAACAUAUCAGUUAAACUCAGCAUUAGUAGAUUACAAAACAUAAACAAUGUUAGAACUUCUGAGUUUAAUGCUUUCACAUCCCCUGCUUAUACACCAAGAUUUACUUUUCCCAUCAAUACCCCCACUUUGCCUCAUCACAAGUCCACAACAGGUUCCACAAAAACAUCCCAUUUUCCCAUUAGUAGUCCUACUUUGCGUGAAGCUGGAUCAUCUAAGAAUAAUGUUCACGCAAAAUUAACAACUGUUAGGUCAGCAAAAUACAAUUUCAGCAUCAAUACUCCUAAUUUACCUGAAGAUGGAUUAUCUAAUAUGAAGAUGAAGGAAAAUGUUGCACCAGUUAUGUCACCACCACACAGUUUUCCCAUCAAUGCUCCUACUUUGCUUCAUCUUCGAUCAUCUGGAAAUAAGAUGAAAGAAAACUUCACACCUCUUAGGGGACCAACAUACCAUUUUCCAAUAAAUACUCCUAUUUUUACUCAUCUUGGUUCAUCUCAACAGAAGAUGAACCAAAACUUGACACUUGUAAAGUCACCUAGUUACAAUUUCCCAAUCAAUACUCCAACUAUGCCUCAACCUCAAUCAUCUCAACAAAAGGGAAAGGAUAAGAUUACACCAACAAAUUCUACACCUAAUUUUAUGCCCAACUGCACUCAGCCAACCUCCUCAUAUCAGGUUAAGUCCUCAACGAGGAGAAGACCUAAUUUUAAUCAAAUGGGAGUGAAUCUAAUGGAUAGAUUUACUGCAAACACACCUGAUGUGCCUUCUUCAUCAACGCCUAAUGUUGAGAUUAAUGACUCCAACAAUGGAAUGCAGAUUGAUGACGAUACCAGUUCUAUAGAUAGUGAAGAAUUACAGGCAUACAUUCCUACACAAGAUAGUGAUGAAAGUGAUACAUCUGAUACCGACCUUGAGGAUCAAGAAAGCCCAUUUAAUGAUAUGAGGCUAAAUGGGACUUCUCAAGUAGGUCAUGGAGAAUAUUUUGAUAUUGGAGAUCCAUCAAUCGAAUGUCAAAAAUGUGGAGCAUGCAUGUGGUAUCAAGAGCGUAAAAACAAAUCAAGGAAUAGUGCUCAACCAAAAUAUAACAUGUGUUGCAGCAAUGGUAAUGUUCAAAUUCCAUUUUUGCCACAGCCUCCGCCAUUGCUGCAACAUUUAAUGUUUGAUCACUCAGCCACUGAGUCAAAAAAAUUUCAGGAUAACAUACGACUAUACAAUAGCAUGUUUGCAUUUAGUUCACCUGGCUUUAAAGUUGAUAAGGGAAUUAAAGCAGGAAGAGGUCCUCCUACUAUAAGAAUUCAAGGUCAAGCAUGCCACAUGAUUGGAAGUAUGAUUCCAUUACCCGGAAAACGUCCAAAUAAUCCGAAGUCGGUGAACAUUGAGACGGCUGCCAGACUACAACAAAUGUUGGAUGAAAAGAACUGCCAUGCCAAGUCUUUUAGAAAGGCACGUGAUCGACUGAGGAACAACAAUGUCCAAGAUUUUAAACUAAAGCUCAUUUCUGAUAGGACAACUGAUGGAAAGGUUUAUAAUCAACCUACUGUAUCCGAAGUGGCAGCGCUGAUAGUCGGUGAUGUCGACUCAGCAUCAAAAAGGGAUAUCAUAAUGGAAAGGCAAAGUGGUCAGCUAGAAAGAAUUGAUGAAUUUCACCCAGCAUAUCUUGCAUAUCAAUAUCCUCUACUAUUCCCUUAUGGUGAGGAUGGUUAUAGGGAUGAUGUUUUACACAGAAAUGUUGUCGAUGGUUGUACCCGAAAAAGAGAAAAACUGACAAUCAGAGAAUGGUUAUCAUUCAGACUACAAGCAAGGAGAAUGGAAGCUAUGACAAUUUUGUGUGCAAGAAGACUAUUUCAACAGUUUUUGGUUGAUGGUUUUACAAUGAUGGAAGCUGAUAGGUUGAAAUGGUUGAGGAGGAAUCAGUCCAAAUUGAGGGUUGGAAAGUACAAAAACUUGAAUCAAACACCAUCAGAUGGAGAUGACCAGUCUGGAAAACAAGGUAAGAGGGUUGUUUUACCAUCAAGCUAUGUUGGAGGCCGUAGAUAUAUGGAUCAACUAUAUUUCGAUGGUAUGGCCAUUUCAAGUUCAGUGGGAUUUCCAGAUUUAUUUAUAACAUUUACUUGCAAUCCAAACUGGCCUGAAAUUCAAAGAGUUGUUGGACCUCUACAUCUAAAAGCACAUGACCGUCCAGAUAUAGUAGCAAGAGUUUUCAAAAUCAAAUUUGACGAACUUUUGAAUGAUUUAACUAAAAAUCAUAUCCUUGGCAGAGUAGUUGCAUAUUUGUAUACUAUUGAGUUCCAAAAGCGAGGGUUGCCACAUGCACAUUUACUGUUGUUUUUACACCCUUCAAGCAAAUAUCCUACUCCAGAGCACAUUAACAAGAUUAUAUCUGCUGAGAUACCAAGUCCAGUUCACCAGAAAGAGCUAUACAAGUUGGUUGGCACUCACAUGAUGCAUGGACCGUGUGGUUUAGCAAAUAUCAGUUCUCCUUGCAUGAAGAAAGAUCGUUGUUCCAAAUACUUUCCAAAAAAAUUCCAAAAUGAAACUGUUGUUGACCAUGAAGGGUAUCCUGUUUACAGAAGAAGAGAUAAUGGUAGGCAUAUUCUGAAAAAGGGAAUAACUUUAGACAAUCGUCAUGUUGUUCCGCACAAUCCUUAUCUCCUAAUGAAGUAUCAAGCUCAUAUCAAUAUGGAAUGGUGUAACCAAUCAAGUUCAAUUAAAUACCUUUUCAAGUAUAUCAACAAAGGUUAUGACCGCAUAACUGCAGCCGUGGUUCCCGAUAAGUCAAAUCAAGGUAAUGUCAAGGAUACUAACGCUGAUGAGAUCAAAAAGUACCUAGACUGUCGUUACGUAUCACCAAGUGAAGCAUGUUGGAGAAUAUUUGCUUUCCCAAUUCAUGGUAGGAAACCUUCUGUGGAACGAUUGUUUUUUCAUUUGCAUGGAGAACAAUCUGUGUACUUUAACGAUUAUGAAGAAAUGGAUGAAGUCCUCUUGAAGCCUUCAGUCACGGAAUCAAUGUUUACAUCUUGGCUUGAAUGCAAUGCUCGAUAUCCGGAGGCUAAAUCACUAACUUAUUCUAAGUUUGUUUCAAAGUUUGUAUAUAAAAAGCAACAAAGAACAUGGAAGCCAAGGAAGAAAGGAUUCACCAUUGGUAGGUUGAUGUGGGUUCCUCCAAGUACCGGAGAAGUUUACUAUUUGAGGAGGAUGUUAACUUGUGUUAAGGGACCAACUUCUUACGAAGAUAUCAAAAUUGUGAAUAAUAUUCUAUAUGAUACUUUUAGGGAAGCAUGCUAUGCAAUGGGAUUUUUGGAAGAUGAUAAAGAAUACAUAGCUGCAAUCAAGGAAGCAAGUGUUUGGGCUACAGGUGUAUUUCUGAGGAUAUUGUUUGUGACCCUUUUGCUUUCAGCUUCAAUGGAUAGACCAAUACAUGUAUGGAAUAAUACUUGGCAAUGGUUAAGCGAUGGUGUCCUAUAUGAACAAAGAAAAGUGGCUAACAAUCUAGGUCUUAAUCUUACAGAAGAGCAAAUCAAAAAUCUCACUCUAACCUUGAUUGAAAAACACAUGGAGAAAAAUAGGAGAUCACUUAAGGAAUUCAAAGGCUUUCCAUAUCCAACUGGAUAUGUCAUGGAAGAACUUGGCAAUAGGCUAAUAUAUGAUGAACUUAACUACGAUGUUAAUGCAUUAAAGGCUGAAUUUGAAACACUGUUCAACUUACUUACAGCUGAACAGAAAAUGAUUUAUCAGAAAAUCAUUACAGCAGUAAAUAGUAAUAAAGGUGGUGUAUUUUUCUUAAACGGUUAUGGCGGUACUGGGAAAACAUUUAUGUGGACAACCUUAGCUGCAUCUUUGCGCAUGAGGAGUAAAAUUGUUUUAACUAUUGCAUCCAGUGGUAUUGCUUCUCUGUUAUUACCUGGAGGUCGGACAGCUCAUUCAAAAUUCAAAAUUCCUGUUCCUACACUUGAUAACUCAACGUGUAACAUAGACGGAGGCAGUGAACUAGCACAACUUCUCAAGGUUGCUAACUUGAUCAUCUGGGAUGAGGCACCUAUGGCGCAUAGAAAUUGUUUUGAAGCACUAGAUAGAACACUCAAGGAUAUUAUGUCUGUAACUUCAAAUUCAAACAAAAUCUUUGGUGGAAAAGUUGUUGUUUUUGGAGGAGACUUCCGCCAAAUCUUGCCGGUAGUACCAGGGGCAGAUAGAUCAGAAAUUGUACAUGGAUCUAUAAGUUCAUCUUAUAUCUGGGAUCACUGCCAAGUUCUCACUCUCACCAAGAACAUGCGCUUGCAACAAAGCUGCGAAUCAGAGGAUCCUAUUGAACUUAAAAAGUUUUCUGAAUGGAUACUGAAUGUUGGUGAAGGAAAGAUAGCUGAACCAAAUGAUGGUUUUGCUGAGAUUGACAUACCAGAUGAAUUUUUGAUCAAGGAUUUUGAUAAUCCUAUAGAUGCAAUUGUGAAAAGCACUUAUACUGAUUUCUUGGACAAUUACAACAACCCUGAUUACUUGAAGCAAAGGGCAAUUUUGGCUUCAACAAUUGAUGUAGUUGAUUCCAUCAAUGAUUAUGUUCUCACAAUGAUCCCAGGACAGGAAAAAGAAUAUCUAAGUUCAGAUUCCAUUGAUAAAUCAGAAAUCAAUGAUGAAAGCCAAUCUUUUGAAAUACUCACUCCAGAGUUUUUAAGUACCCUUAGAACAUCUGGACUUCCUAACCAUAAAAUCAAACUCAAGAUUGAUCAUAUUAUUGAGGCCAAAAUCAUUUCUGGAAAAAACAUUGGAAAUCUAACUUACAUUCCAAGGAUGAACAUGUCUCCUUCACAAUCUCCAUGGCCUUUUAAACUUAAUAGAAGGCAGUUUCCUAUAAUUUUAUCAUAUGCCAUGACUAUUAAUAAAUCACAAGGGCAAUCUUUGGACAAAGUUGGACUUUACUUGCCAAAACCAGUUUUUGGCCAUGGCCAAUUGUAUGUUGCAUUUUCAAGAGUCAAAAGCAAGAAAGGUUUAAAGAUAUUAAUCCAUGAUUCUGAUAACAAGUCACUUACUUCAACAAUGAAUGUUGUCUACAAGGAAGUUUUUGAAAAUCUAUGGUACUUUUUCUUCUGUCUCCUAAAGAGUAGUAGGAACAAUAAUCAAAUUCCAAUGCAACUGAUCACAUGUGGACUUGCAAGUUAUUUGGGAAGUGUUCCUGUUACUUAUUUGUUAUAUGACUACUAA